Molecule: messenger RNA, 1863 nt
Organism: Anastrepha ludens (Mexican fruit fly)
Lineage: Eukaryota; Metazoa; Arthropoda; Insecta; Diptera; Tephritidae
Product: cAMP-specific 3',5'-cyclic phosphodiesterase-like
Exons: 2
Coding region: 307-1398 (363 amino acids)
Source: RefSeq, a predicted model, not a curated record
GGAAGGCAAAGUAUGUUAAAAAUAUAAAAUCAUCAAUAGACUACUACAUAAGAAGUAAAAAAAAGUAAAGACCAUAAGCUCAAAGAAAAAUACUUUAAAUUCGCAACCUCAACACAUGUAUAGGCAUUUGCACUGCGGACGGGGAAACUUAAACCAUCGUAUUCGCCGCCCGCAACGGCAACGCUGCACCAAUUUACGAAAACCCUGAAGAUAUCUCAUUGCUAAAGGCACCAAAACCAUCAACGUAACCGCAACAGAAAACUACCAAAAAACGUAUCAUAGCCAAAAUAUACGCAAGCGUCGACCAUGUCGCAGGACGGUAAAGUCUCACCACCCCAAUAUAUCGUGACCACCCCUAGCGAGGUGGACGCGGAAGAAGUACGCUCGGAGCAGGACUUGGAGUGCGGUGAGGAUGGCGUUGCCGAUGAACUGACUGCGCAGCAGAAGCUUAUAGGUCAAAUGGCUACACAAAUGGCCAGUCGUUCCUUCUCCGUCGCCACUAGCUCCUCUAUAAUUAAAAGAGGCGGCAAUUCAUUCGAUGGUGACACAGCUUUGGGCAGCGCCGUGCUUGGUUCCACCGUAUCCACGCAGCAACAGCAACAGCUCAGCAGUCAGGUGGUGCACUCACAGAAGACCAUAACGACAAAUACUCGCAGCCAGAGUUUGCAAUCAUCAUCAAUGAUUAGCGGCGAUCAUUCGCUAUUAAGCCAGCUGGGUGGAAGCAUCGGGGGACUGGGUACUGGCAAUACUGCAGUUACACAGCUGAGCGGACAGUUGAAGGCCAAAUCUAGUACUUCAAUUGUGUCUAACGAACAGCGCAAUUACAUACAAAAGAUGGCGUCCACCACUUCGUCCUCAUCGACUAAAACGAAUUUUAAGAGCUUCCUACAACAUCCCGAUACCACCGGACAUCCCAUUAGCUCGAGCAGUGGCAGUUUUCUCACUGCUCAUCAAAAACAUGUACGUCAAUUUGUGCGCUCCACUUCGGCGCAUUCGGAAGCCACAGGGCAGCCAGUGAGUAGUUCGUUGGGCGGCCAACGUCCUGAUAAAUGUAUACGUAGUGCUUCGACUCAAAUCGAAGAGAUUGGUUUAGCUGAGGCAGGUGAGGCUGGAGUGGUAACAUUGUCCACCAACAAGUUGGGACUUCAGCAGUCCUCAUCGAUUUUAAUCUCAAAGUCAGCGGAAACCAUCGAAAUGAAGACAUCAUCCCAAUCAACAGGCAUACGCACACAGUUGACAUUGUCUGGUGGUCUAUUGGCGCCACCGAACCGCAAAAUUACGAUUUUAAGUCCCAUACACGCGCCAGCUGGCUUGCACGAGCUUUUGAAACGUUCGGGUCGAUCACCGUUGUCGCCGCGCAUCAGCUUCCCAGGCAGUGAAGCGGACCUUUUUGGGUAAGUUUUCACCUUCAAAAAUCACAAGGCGAAAAUGCUGGUUUUGGCUUUGCAAAUACUCAGUGCAGGUAAGGUUUUAGUAACGAUGCACUCGUUAAAGUUUCGUAAUAAACACAUACUUUUGAGUUCAAAACUAAGUUUUGGUGUUGAAUUGACGCGAAAGGUUUGCGUAUACGAAAUCAUUUAUUUGGCGUUUUUUCGUCACGCUCUUCUCAACACCAGUGAGAUAUACAGCGGGAAUGGUGAGGCUAGUGUUGGGUACACAUUUCAUGUAUAUCAUAAAAUUAAUGAAGUUCUUAAACUCAAUUAAAGUGGCACGUCACUUUUAGACUAAAAGCAGAAAAUGAAAUAAGUUAAGUAUACGCAGGGCUGAGCCAUGCAUUAACGCAGUUUGUGCGACCGAAAAUCUCGGGAUGCAUACAUGCCUACAAAUAUUGAUUAAUAUAGUUCUGAUUUUAUUGUUUCAUUC